AUGAGAAAACUGGUGAAUGCAGUGAAUUACAACCUGGACAUCAUAAAUAACAGCACCCACGAGUACAAUUAUGACCACCUUGGCUGGACCAUAGACUUUAGGGUUCCAGUGGAUGGCACGCCCCCUCCUCCUCACAAGCAGCCUGGGGAUAUUGCAGCCCUGGUCAUCUACUCAGCCGUGUUCCUGGUGGGAGUUCCCGGGAACGCCCUGGUGGCGUGGGUGACAGCCUUCGAAGCGAGGCGCACAGUCAAUGCCAUCUGGUUUUUAAAUCUGGCGGUGGCCGACCUCCUCUCGUGCUUGGCGCUGCCUGUGCUGUUCGCGAACAUUUUAAGAGAUAACGACUGGUAUUUCAGCUCCCAGGCCUGUAGGGUCCUACCCUCGCUCAUUCUACUGAACAUGUACGCCAGCAUCCUGCUCCUGGCUACCAUUAGUGCGGACCGCUUCCUGCUGGUGUUCAACCCCAUCUGGUGUCAGAAGUUCCGAGGGGCUGGCCUGGCGUGGAUCGCCUGCGGAGUGGCGUGGGUCGCGGCGUUGCUCCUCACCAUCCCGUCCUUCAUGUUCCGGCAGACCUAUGAGGACAGGUACUCGAAGAAGACGAUAUGUGGGGUUCACUACGGUGAGGGUGACACCAAGACUGAGAAGGCUGUGGCCAUCCUGCGCCUGAUCAUGGGCUUCGUGUGGCCCCUGCUCACUCUCAGCAUCUGUUACACUUUCCUCCUGCUCAAGGCCUGGAGUCGCAAGGCCACUCGCUCCACCAAGACGCUCAAGGUGGUGGUGGCCGUGGUUACCUGUUUCUUUGUCCUCUGGCUGCCCUACCAGGUCACAGGGACGGUGAUGGCUUGGCUGCCCACGACCUCACCCACCUUCAAGAAGGUACAGAGGCUGGACUCCUUCUGUGUGGCCCUGGCCUACAUCAACUGCUGUGUCAACCCUAUCAUCUACGUGGUGGCCGGCCACGGUUUCCACGGGAGACUCCGCAGGUCACUCCCCAGCGUCAUACGGAACGCGAUCUCAGAGGACUCCGUGGGCAGGGACAGCAAGACUUUCACGCGUUCCACAAUGGACACCAUGACCCAGAAGAGUCAGGCAGUGUAG
Molecule: messenger RNA, 1095 nt
Organism: Acomys russatus (golden spiny mouse)
Lineage: Eukaryota; Metazoa; Chordata; Mammalia; Rodentia; Muridae
Gene: C5ar1
Product: complement C5a receptor 1
Exons: 2
Coding region: 1-1095 (364 amino acids)
Biological process (GO): positive regulation of cytosolic calcium ion concentration; complement receptor mediated signaling pathway; phospholipase C-activating G protein-coupled receptor signaling pathway
Cellular component (GO): plasma membrane
Molecular function (GO): complement component C5a receptor activity; G protein-coupled receptor activity
Source: RefSeq, a predicted model, not a curated record